This is a messenger RNA of Andrographis paniculata, 6483 nucleotides long. Its product is annotated as phosphatidylinositol 4-kinase alpha 1-like. The record is from RefSeq and is a predicted model, not a curated record. Bases 313 to 6321 code for a protein of 2002 amino acids. The transcript has 26 exons. Lineage: Eukaryota; Viridiplantae; Streptophyta; Magnoliopsida; Lamiales; Acanthaceae. Gene Ontology annotation, cellular component: cytoplasm; plasma membrane. Gene Ontology annotation, biological process: phosphatidylinositol-mediated signaling; phosphatidylinositol phosphate biosynthetic process. Gene Ontology annotation, molecular function: 1-phosphatidylinositol 4-kinase activity.
AAAAUGAAUACACAGACAAACACAGCGGAACAAAAGAUCUGAGAAAACGGAGGCGCGGUAAUGCGUGUGCCCUCAACUCAAUCGCCGUCGGGGACGAAGACGGAGAGCGAUUUCCAUCGUACGCCGUCGUUUAAUCAGCGCCGUCUCCCCGAGGCCACUCAUAAACCCUAAUAUUGCGGCAUUUUGUGUUCAGACUCACUGGAUUUGCUUAGUUGUUGGUGGUGGUGUUGACCGUUUGUUGAUUCCGUUUGAUCAAUGGGAACUUAGUUGAAAUUCGGUGAAUCCCGGCAAAUCGGAGUUUGGAGUCGUUUGAUGGAGUCGCUGGUGGAGCUCUGUGAUUUGAUUGCACAGAAUCCAGCACAAUUUCGCGAGAAAAUCGCCUGGAUUUGCAGCCGGUGCCCGUCGGCGGAGUCGCUGUUGUCGAGAUCGCCGAGGGUUUCGAGGUCCCAGCUACAUGCCAUAUUAGCGUUAGCACGGUUUCUUUCCAAAUGCCCGAAUUCCGAUCAAGAAACCCCCAAGUCGCUGCUUCUCGCGCUUUACCGUUCAAUUCCGGCAUCCUUCAACCCGAGUUUCUGGCCGCAGGCAUUUUCAACAGAGGCGAUUUCUUCUUUCUUUAACGAAUUUUUGAGCUACAUUUCAAGAGCGGCUGAGAAGUCCCCUGAUUUUGCGACUGACGUGGCUGGGUUCACGGGUGAUAUUGUGAUUCAGACGAUAAGCAAUGCCAAUUCCAGUGUUUGUCGGGCUUUUCUGAAUGCUUUAUGUUUGAAUUUCCCUCCAGUUGCGCAAUCUGAUGUGACCAAAUUGAUUGCCAUUCUUCUUGAUCGAUUUGAAAUUGUUGUUCCAAGCUCUCCAGGGGAUGGAAUUUCGGGUACUCCUGAUGGAGCUUCAGCUCAGAGUUCUCCACUCAGCGUGAACCAUUAUCAGUCUCCAAGUGUUGAGCUUAACAAUCUUUCAGCAGAGUCUCCGAGCAGUGUGACUUCAAAUGGGGGGAGCAGCAUUGCAUGGAAAAGCAAUGAUGGGUUGUUCAAUGAUGGAGAGGGAGGUGGUGGGGGCAGCACUCCAUCAUAUAAGAAGGCUAUGAAAUUGUUUGAAGAAGAGACUUUGGAGUCUCUUGAAAGACAAGAAAUUGUUUUUAAGUUAAUCGGACAUGUAUUGAGUAUAGUGACCAUUGAUUCCCAGCUUAUGCAGCAAGUGAGAGGGAUUGCAAAGAAUCAACUUCAAUCAAUCAUUGCUUUAUUAAAGAUAAGAAAGCGCGAUUGGCCGGAUCAAGGGCAAUUGCUUAAAGUUAAGAUCAAUAGAAAGCUGUCUGUUUGCCAAGCUGCUGCAAAGUUGCAUAUCAAGACUUUAACAUCUCUUGACACAGAAGGGAAGUCCUCAAAGAGAUUGUUGCAUGGAUCUCUUGCACUAUUGAUAGAGGCUGCGGAGGCAUGCCUGUUUUCUGGCUGGCGAAAGUUGAGAGCCUGUGAGGAACUUUUUGAAUGUUUACUUUCUGGAAUUUCUCAAGCUGCCGUUAUUCGUGGUGGUCAGCUUCUCCGGGUUCUGCUGAUUCGAUUUAAGCCCCUUGUACUGGCCACUUGUGCUCAGGGUGACACUUGGGCCAGUAACCAGGGAUCUAUGUUUAGAAGUGUCCUGAAAACUUGCUGUGAAAUAAUUGAAUUUGGUUGGGCCAAGGACCGGCCGCCUGUAGAUGCUUUUAUCAUGGGACUGGCCACUAGUAUCCGGGAUCGAAAUGAUUAUGAGGAAGAGGAUGGAAAAGAGAAGCAGGCUGCUCCACCAUUGCAACUGAAUGUCAUACGUUUGUUAGCUGAGCUUAAUGCUUCUGUUAAAAAGCCUGAAAUUGUUGAGAUGAUAUUGCCCCUAUUCAUUGAAAGUUUGGAGGAGGGUGAUGCUUCAAGUCCAGGUUUAUUGAGACUUCAACUUGUUGAUGCUGUUUCUCGCUUGGCGAGUUUAGGUUUUGAGAAGUCUUACCGUGAAGCUGUGGUUUUGAUGACUCGGAGCUACUUAAGUAAACUUUCUGCUGUUGGAUCUGCCGAAAGUAGAACACAAGUACCAGAAGCCACUACUGAACGUGUGGAGACUUUGCCUGCAGGAUUUUUGUUGAUUGCCAAAGGCAUCACAAGUACUAAGUUGCGUUCAGACUACCGACAUCGUCUACUGUCACUAUGCUCAGAUGUGGGCUUGGCUGCAGAAUCAAAAAGUGGGAGAAGUGGGGCUGAUUUUCUUGGACCACUCCUCCCUGCCGUAGCUGAGAUAUGUUCAGAUUUUGAGCCCAACAUAGAUGUGGAACCUUCACUCUUGAAGUUAUUUCGCAAUUUAUGGUUCUAUAUUGCUCUCUUUGGGUUAGCCCCUCCAAUACAAAAAAUUAUGCCAACAACAAAGUCUGUUUCAACUACACUCAAUAGUGUGAGCAGCAUCGGCACUAGUGGUCUCCAAGCUGUUGGUGGACCAUACAUGUGGGAUUCUUCAUGGUCGUCUUCCGUUCAGCGAAUAUCUCACGGAACUCCACCUCUUGUUGUGAGCUCUGUGAAAUGGCUGGAAGAUGAGUUGGAGCUUAAUGCUCUUCAUAAUCCGGGUAGUCGGAGAGGUAGUGGAAAUGAGAAAGCUGCUUUGAGCCAGCGAACUGCUCUUUAUGCUGCUUUAGGAGGGCGGGUGGACGUGUCUGGAAUGAGUACAAUCUCAGGUGUCAAAGCAACCUAUCUUCUGGCUGUAGCAUUCUUGGAGAUUAUACGGUUUAGCAGCAAUGGUGGUAUUCUUAAUGGAGGCCCAAGUUCAACUGCUUCUCGAAGUGCUUUCAGCUGUGUCUUUGAAUACCUUAGAAGCCCGAAUCUUAUGCCAGCAGUCUCCAAGUGCUUGACUGCAAUUGUCCAUCGAGCAUUUGAAACAGCAAUUGCUUGGCUGGAGGAUCGAGCACCUGAGACUGGACCUGACGCUGAUGUUAGAGAGUCUACACUUUCUGUCCAUGCAUGUUUUCUCAUUAAAAAUUUGUCUCAGAGGGAUGAGCAUGUGCGAGACCUCUCUGUCAAUCUGUUAACGCAGCUUAGAGAUAAAUUUCCUCAGAUCUUGUGGAACUCAUCCUGUCUAGAUUCCCUGCUAUUUGCAAUGCAUAAUGAUCCACCCUCUACUGUAGUGAGUGAUCCUGCUUAUCUGGCGAAUGUUCGAGCUUUAUACCAAAAGGUUGUUCGGGAGUGGAUUGUUGUGGCACUUUCGCAUGCUCCAUGCACUAGUCAGGGUCUUCUUCAGGAAAACCUUUGCAAAGCUAAUUCUUGGCAAAGAACACAGCCUACGGCUGAUGUGGUUUCUCUUUUGUCUGAGAUAAGGAUUGGCACGGGUAAAAAUGAGUGUUGGACUGGUACAAAAUCAGCUAAUAUUCCUGCAGUUAUGGCUGCUGCUGCUGCAGCUUCAGGAGGGAAUUUGAAAUUGACAGAUGCAUUCAAUUUGGAGGUUCUUGGUACUGGUAUGGUCAGUGCAACAGCAAAGUGUAACCAUGCUGGAGAAAUAGCAGGCAUGAGAAGGUUAUAUGAGAGCAUUGGUGGGCUUGCUCUUGCUAACAGUGGACUGACACCUGACCCUCCAGCUUCAGGGUCUUCUGAACACUCACCACAGUCCUUUAAUGAAGUGGUGAUUACCAAAUUUGUACGAUUGCUUCAGAAAUGUGUUAAUUCUGCCGAGAAAGGAGAAGCAAUAGAUAAAGCAUUUUUUCGUGAAACAUGCUCUCAAGCUACUGCCCUACUUCUUUCAAAUCUGGGUUCAGAUUCAAAAUUGAAUGUUGAGAGCUUUUCUCAACUUCUACGCCUUCUUUGCUGGUGUCCAGCUUAUAUAACCACACUUGAUGCUGUAGAGACUGGUGUUUACAUCUGGACAUGGUUGGUUUCUGCUGCUCCUCAGUUAGGAUCUCUUGUCCUUGCUGAGCUAGUAGAUGCAUGGUUGUGGACAAUAGACACCAAACGAGGCCUUUUUGCAUCUGACACAAGGUUCUCUGGACCAUCUGCAAAAUUGAGACCCCAUCUUUCCCCUGGAGAGCCAGAACCUCUGCCUGAGAAGGACCCUGUUGGACAGAUAAUGGCUCAUAGAUUGUGGCUUGGAUUCUUUAUUGAUCGGUUUGAAGUAGUUCGGCAUGAUAGCAUUGAACAGCUUUUACUUCUUGGUCGGAUGGUACAAGGAACAACAAAGCUUCCCUGGAAAUUUUCUCGGCAUCCAGCUGCUACAGGAACUUUCUUCACUCUAAUGCUUUUUGGACUAAAACUGUGUUCAUGCAGAACACAGGGGAACCUCAAGAACUUUAGAUCAGGCCUUCAAUUGCUAGAAGAUAGAAUAUAUAGAACCUCUUUGGAGUGGUUUGCUCAUCAACCCGGAUGGUAUGAUUUGAAUAACAACAAUUUUUCUCAGAGUGAAUCUCAAUCAGUUUCAACAUUUGUCCAUCAUCUCAAUGAACGGGUGGACUUACCCCCAUUAGAGACAAAAGGUGGAGGGCUUGAAAAUGGUAGCUCUUCAAAUGAUAUGAAGGAUCAACAUCACCCUGUCUGGGGUCGGAUGGAGAACUAUGCUGUUGGACGUGAGAAGAGAAGACAGUUGCUGCUGAUGUUAUGCCAGCAUGAGGCUGACAGGCUUGAGGUUUGGGCUCAACCUGUUGGAUCAAAGGAAGGUUCUUCUCGACUUAAAAUUAGCUCUGAUAAAUGGAUAGAGUUGGCAAGGACAGCCUUUGCUGUUGAUCCGCGAAUUGCUUUAUCGUUGGCUGCAAUGUUUCCCACAAAUGCUACUCUGAAGACUGAAAUCACUCAGCUAGUUCAAUCACAUAUAUUGGAGAUCCACAGUAUUCCUGAAGCUUUGCCUUAUUUUGUCACCCCCAAAGCGGUGGAUGAGAAUUCAACACUUCUGCAACGUCUUCCACACUGGGCGCCUUGUUCAAUUACACAAGCUUUGGAGUUCCUUACUCCUGCAUAUAAAGGUCAUCCACGAGUCAUGGCAUAUGUCCUCAGGGUUCUUGAAUCUUAUCCACCAGAAAAAGUGACUUUCUUCAUGCCACAGUUGGUACAGGCGCUAAGAUAUGAUGAUGAGAAGUUGGUUGAGGGAUACUUGCAUAGGGCCACACAAAGGAGUGAUAUUUUUGCUCAUAUACUGAUAUGGCAUUUACAGGGUGAAACCACUGCUUCUGAAACUGGAAAGGAUGCAGUAUCUGCGACGCAUAGUGCAUUUCAAGCACUGCUUCCAGUUGUCAGACAAAAAAUUAUUGAUGGUUUCAAUCCGAUAGCAUAUGACGUGUUUCAAAGAGAAUUUGAUUUCUUUGACAAAGUCACAUCUAUAUCUGGUGUUCUCUAUCCACUUCCAAAAGAUGAAAGACGUGCUGGCAUACGAAGGGAGCUGGAGAAGAUUCAAGUGGAAGGAAAUGACCUGUAUCUACCAACUGCUCCUAAUAAACUAGUCAGGGGUAUUCAGGUUGAUAGUGGAAUCCCUCUACAAUCAGCAGCAAAAGUUCCUAUCAUGAUCACCUUCAAUGUGGUGGACCGGGAUGGAGAUCCCAAUGAUAUAAAGCCACAAGCUUGCAUAUUUAAGGUUGGGGAUGACUGUCGGCAAGAUGUUCUUGCUUUGCAAGUUAUUUCACUUUUAAAAGACAUCUUUGCUGCUGUUGGGCUAAAGCUUUAUCUGUUUCCUUAUGGUGUACUCCCAACUGGCCCAGAGAGAGGCAUUAUUGAGGUUGUGCCCAAUUCUCGAAGCAGGAGUCAGAUGGGUGAGACUACUGAUGGUGGUCUAUAUGAGAUUUUUCAACAAGAUUUUGGACCUGUUGGUUCACCAAGCUUUGAGACUGCACGUGAGAAUUUUCUCGUGAGCAGUGCUGGGUAUGCAGUUGCUAGCCUGUUGCUUCAACCAAAGGACAGACACAAUGGAAACCUUCUGUUUGAUAACGAAGGCAGGCUAGUUCAUAUUGAUUUUGGUUUCAUUCUGGAAACUUCGCCUGGUGGCAAUAUGCGUUUUGAAAGUGCUCACUUCAAGCUCAGUCAUGAAAUGACUCAGUUGCUUGAUCCAUCUGGAGUAAUGAAAAGUGACACGUGGUACCAAUUUGUAAGCUUGUGCGUAAAGGGUUACCUUGCUGCACGGCGCUACAUGGAUGGGAUCAUAAGUACAGUUGCGCUAAUGCUGGACAGCGGAUUGCCGUGCUUCAGUAGAGGUGACCCAAUUGGAAAUCUACGUAAAAGAUUUCAUCCAGAAAUGAGCGAGCGCGAAGCGGCCAAUUACAUGAUACGUGUGUGCACAGAUGCCUAUAACAAGUGGACGACUGCCGGUUAUGAUCUGAUCCAGUAUUUGCAACAGGGCAUUGAAAAAUGAAGCAGCAUUUUUAGUUUCCUAAACUGCUGUUGUGGGUUCUAUUCUGGUAAUUUUAUUUUUGUUUGUUUGUUUCCUCUUUGUGUCCAAUGGAACCGAGAAACAAACGAAUGUUACGAGCUGUUGGAUUCCCUAAAUUGUGAAAUAUAUAUGCUAUGUUGCGAA